Messenger RNA from Arachis stenosperma, 933 nucleotides. Its product is annotated as glycine-rich cell wall structural protein 1.0-like. Bases 1 to 933 code for a protein of 310 amino acids. The transcript has 6 exons. The record is from RefSeq and is a predicted model, not a curated record. NCBI's taxonomy places the organism in Eukaryota, Viridiplantae, Streptophyta, Magnoliopsida, Fabales, Fabaceae.
AUGCAGAAGCAGAAGUGCAGAACACGAAGCAGUAGUGCAGUAGUUGGAGCUUCUGGCGCAACUUCUGUCAGCCACCGCCGCUGCCGCGCAGUCUGUGAAGCUAACGUCAGUCACCUCUGUUCGCAGCUUCGCGCAGCCACUUUUCGUCAUGCAGUGAGCUCAGAAAUCAUAACCACCGCCAGCGCCACUUUCCAUCGCGCAGUGUAUUCCACCGGCACCAGGUCUGUUUCCCCCUUCCACCCAUCAGCCACUGUCUUGCCUCUUGCCAACCACCUCCUCGCCAGCUCUUUUGUAUCCCUCUUGCAUGCUCUAUUGAAGGCGUCUUCGAGCUUCCAGCAACGAUUUAACAAAGGUGAAAGAGGUGUCUUCCGAAGUAUCAAAGUAUAUCCACUGGAACCAAAUGACAAGAGACUUAAUUAUGAACCACCUACAGAUUUACUUAGCAAGCUAAUAUUUGAGCCUGAUUUACAGUUGUCCCUGGUUUUUGAAGUGAAAAAAGCUGCAAAACUGCCAUCUAAGCUCGACGAUGACAUUGAUGCAUUGGAGGGGAGGGGUUAUGGUUGUAGAGGAGCUAGGGGUGGUGGCCAAGGUAAAGCCCGACGUGGAGGAAAAGGCGGAGAGGAUGAGGGUAGCGGUGGAGAUGAGGGUGGUGAUGGUGGAUAUGAUGGCGGUGACGACGGUGCUGAUGGAGGUGGUAGUGAAGGAUAUGAUGGAGGUGACACUGGUGGAAGUGGAGGUGGUUACGGAGGUCAUGGUGGUGAACGUGAUGGUGGUGUGGGUGGUGGUAGUGGAGUUGGUGAUGGUGGUGGUAGUGGAAGUGGUGAUGGUGGUGGUGGUGGAGGUGGUCAGGGCGGUGGUUAUGGUUGCGGUGGAUAUGAUAGUUAUGGAGGUGGUGGAUUAUGUAGCGAUAGAGGUAGCGGAAUGGUCGGUUGA